This is a messenger RNA of Ricinus communis (castor bean), 1456 nucleotides long. RefSeq names its product ferredoxin--NADP reductase, leaf isozyme, chloroplastic. Bases 187 to 1284 code for a protein of 365 amino acids. NCBI's taxonomy places the organism in Eukaryota, Viridiplantae, Streptophyta, Magnoliopsida, Malpighiales, Euphorbiaceae. The record is from RefSeq and is a predicted model, not a curated record. The transcript is spliced from 9 exons. Gene Ontology annotation, molecular function: oxidoreductase activity.
ACUUAUCCUCUCAUCAACCACUGCAUUGCCUUUGAAAUCUCAUCCACGCAAUCCCAUAAUCCAUAUUUUGAACAAAAAAAUCUAACUUUCUUCUUUUCUCACUUCUGCAGCCAUUAAUACAAAACACUUUGCUCUCUUUUCCUUUUCACUCUUCUCUUCUUCUCCAUUUGUCAAUACAUAAUAGCCAUGGCCGCUGCAGUUACUGCUGCAGUUUCCUUUCCUUCCACCAAGUCCACUUCUCUCCCUUCAAGAACCUCCAUCAUAGCACCAGAGAGGACCACCUUAAAGAAGGUGCCUGUUUACUAUAGGGAUGUUGUGUCUGCUGGUAAAAGAGUUGUUUCCAUCAGAGCCCAGGUUACAACAGAGGCAGAAGCUCCUGUCAAGGUUAAGAAAGAAUCAAAGAAAAAUGAGGAAGGUAUUGUUGUUAACAAGUUCAAGCCUAAGAAUCCUUACACUGGCAGGUGCCUUUUGAACACUAAGAUCACUGGUGAUGAUGCUCCUGGUGAAACUUGGCACAUGGUCUUUAGCACCGAGGGAGAGGUCCCCUACAGAGAAGGGCAAUCAAUUGGUGUAAUUCCAGAUGGUAUUGAUAAGAAUGGGAAGCCUCACAAGCUCAGAUUGUAUUCAAUUGCCAGCAGUGCUCUUGGUGACUUUGGAGACUCCAAAACUGUUUCUCUUUGUGUGAAGCGGCUUGUGUACACCAAUGAUAAAGGAGAAUUAGUUAAAGGAGUCUGCUCAAAUUUCUUGUGUGACUUGAAACCUGGAGCUGAAGUACAGAUUACUGGACCAGUUGGAAAAGAAAUGCUUAUGCCAAAAGAUCCCAAUGCCACCAUCGUUAUGCUUGGGACUGGAACUGGGAUUGCUCCUUUCCGAUCGUUCUUGUGGAAGAUGUUCUUUGAGAAGCAUGAAGACUAUGAAUUCAAUGGUUUGGCGUGGCUCUUCUUGGGUGUCCCCACAAGUAGCUCAUUGCUGUACAAGGAGGAAUUCGAGAAAAUGAAGGAGAUAGCCCCUGAUAACUUUAGGCUUGACUUUGCCGUGAGCAGAGAGCAAACUAAUGAAAAGGGAGAAAAGAUGUAUAUCCAAACUCGGAUGGCUCAAUAUGCAGAAGAACUUUGGGAGUUAUUAAAGAAAGAUAACACCUUCGUCUAUAUGUGUGGACUGAAAGGAAUGGAGAAGGGAAUUGAUGACAUAAUGGCAUCAUUGGCAGCUAAAGAAGGCAUUGAUUGGUUGGAGUACAAAAGGCAGUUGAAGAAAGCAGAGCAAUGGAAUGUGGAAGUGUACUAAUGCCUGCGGUUAUUACUUGUACAAAUAUCUUCUCUUUUUGAUUAUAUUCUAAGCAAGUCAUCCUGUAAUAUUUUCCAUGCAUUUGUGUAGAUAGGUAAUAUGGCUGUAAUUUUGCACCAGAAAUCUUUUUUGUGUUUUCAUAAAUGAAGAGGUCGCACUGUUAUGGUUGAUA